AUGAUAGCUACUGGCGGGCUCUUGCGGAUAUCAAGGCGGCAGGAUUCGCUACGGUCUAAGAACCGGGCGGAGAACAAGAGGAAAAGGAAACCCAAAAAGAAGAGAAAGAAUGACAUUGUGGUUGUGAAAGGAAAACUGAAGCUGUGCUCUAUCUCUGGACUGGUGGCUGCAGUGGGAGUAAUGGUCUUAUUAGUGGGCAUAGCUAUGGCUGUACUGGGAUACUGGCCCAGAGACACCACAGACAAUCCAGAAAUAUGGUUACCAGUGAGACAUCAAGCAGAAAAACACACAGGCUAUUACAAGCACAACCCAGAGGGAAUUUCCAACUUCACAAGCAAUAAUAACCUGUGGACACAAAAUAAGUCCAGUGUCAGUGAUAGCAACAGUACUGGUACCAGUCCCAAGGCCUCCCCACAUACAGUGGGUUUCUUUGAGGGUUUGUUUGCCAGCUACCUGUACUCAGACAAGCUGAAAGUGUUUGGCCCACUGGUCAUGGGCAUCGGUAUCUUCCUCUUUAUCUGUGCAAAUGCAGUGCUUCACGAAAACAGAGACAAGAAGACAAAAAUCAUCAACCUAAGAGAUAUCUACUCAACAGUCAUUGACAUACACAGCCUGCGCACCAAAGACAGUUCCCCACUCAAUGGCUUGGUUAGUUACAUGCAGCCCAGGGGUUCGGAUGCUAGAUCAGGGUCUCAUACCAGCAGCACAGUAGCCAGAGGCUCCUGGCCCUCUGCGGCCUCAGGUAAGGGUGGGCAGUUUAGACGCCUGUCAUACGGCAGGAAAUGCAGCUGGACUCGAGAGAGGCAAUCCUUCACCGACACUAUUUACAGUAUCUACAGGGAUCAGAGCCACAGCGAAGGGCCCACGCCUGUCCCCAAACUUUGGGAGACGAGGUCCAUCGUGACGUCCUCCGUAAACACCUUCACCUUACCAGUCAUUAAACUCAACAACAGAGAGAUGGAGGAGAGAGAUCACAAAGAGGGAGAUUCACAGAAGGAGGGAGAAUCCCGAAUCUCUGAAGAGGAGGAGACGAUACCUCAGAGGAACAGGAUGCUUUGCAGUGCUGAUGUGGAAACCAAAGCAGAAGUAUCCAGGGAAAGCGUGUUGGUCUGUCUGAAUUCCAAGGGCAUUGGAGAAAUCCAGGAAGUUGCCAGAUCCUCCCACCAGCUGCUCCUACCAGCUCCACGAGGCAGAGUCAUGGGGUCACAUCUGUCCCUCAAUGCCCUCUCAGACAUUGGGGUCAGUCGUCAUGACGACAGGACACGACGCUUCAGCUGUCCGCGGUUAGACCGUUCGGGCAGUAAAGGUUACAUCAAACUGGCUGAUUUAGGUGGGGAUUCAUUCGAAGCUCCUGAUGACGAAACUGUUUGUCAUUCUGGGGUGCGGUUAACUCUCCUGGGUGUGCCUAAGAGGGAGAGGUAUCCAAUUCAACACGAAGGAGGCGGAGACUAG
Molecule: messenger RNA, 1452 nt
Organism: Chanos chanos (milkfish)
Lineage: Eukaryota; Metazoa; Chordata; Actinopteri; Gonorynchiformes; Chanidae
Product: transmembrane protein 200C-like
Exons: 2
Coding region: 1-1452 (483 amino acids)
Source: RefSeq, a predicted model, not a curated record